Messenger RNA from Loa loa (African eye worm), 306 nucleotides. RefSeq lists its product as hypothetical. Bases 1 to 306 code for a protein of 101 amino acids. Lineage: Eukaryota; Metazoa; Nematoda; Chromadorea; Rhabditida; Onchocercidae. The transcript has 2 exons. The record is from RefSeq and is a predicted model, not a curated record.
AUGGUUUCAUCGCGAUUUUUAAAUAAAAUUCUGUUCUUCAAUUUUGGGAAAAAAGGAACUCAAGGUUUACUUUUUUCGAUCACGUCAUAUUUGGCUGGUUCAUUAUUGCAGAUUGUAUUGGAACACGCUUGUGCUAAUUUGGAUCGAAAAAUUGGAUUAACUGUGGAUGGUAUUGUCAUCCCAUUGCCACCGAUGGAGGGCUUAAUUGUUCUUAAUAUCCCUUUUUGGGGUGCAGGGUACAACCUUGGGUCAGCUUAUUUUUUCUGCAAGCUAUCGAUGACCGUUAGUUCAAACCAUCGUUUUUGA